Lates calcarifer (barramundi perch) is the source of this 652-nucleotide messenger RNA. Its product is annotated as cholinesterase. Gene Ontology annotation, biological process: choline metabolic process; acetylcholine catabolic process. Gene Ontology annotation, molecular function: acetylcholinesterase activity. The record is from RefSeq and is a predicted model, not a curated record. Gene Ontology annotation, cellular component: plasma membrane. The coding region runs from base 96 to 590 and encodes 164 amino acids. The transcript is spliced from 3 exons. NCBI's taxonomy places the organism in Eukaryota, Metazoa, Chordata, Actinopteri, Centropomidae.
UAAAAGUAUUUAUGUGCUGCCAGAAUGCAGUCCCAGUCAGUCCCUGUUGACAAUAAUUUAUACAAUUAUUCUUGCCAGGGUUCAAGGGUGCAGUGAUGUGGGACCCAAACACUCUUGUGAGUGAGGACUGUCUGUACCUAAACGUUUGGACCCCAACUGUCGAUAAAACAAAUCCACCACUUCCUGUAAUGGUCUGGAUCUAUGGAGGUGGAUUCACUGGAGGAACCGCCUCUCUGGACCUUUAUGAUGGCCGCUUCUUGACUCAAACUGAAAAUGUUAUUGUAGUGUCAAUGAAUUACAGAAUCGGUGCUUUUGGUUUCCUGUCCCUUCCUGACAACAAGAACGUCCCAGGAAAUGCAGGUCUAAAGGACCAGCAGUUGGCCCUCAAGUGGGUAUCCAAAAAUAUUGCUGCUUUUGGAGGUGAUCCUUCACAGGUGACUAUAUUUGGGGAGAGCGCUGGGUCUGGAUCUGUGGGUUUCCAAGUGUUGUCCCCUGGGAGCCAGGAGUAUUUCCAAAGGGCUAUAAUGGAGAGUGGUGCUCCUAACGCACCCUGGGGCACAAUGAGCCAUGAAGAGAACUGGGCCAGGUAGCGUGUACACAUGUAUUUUUCACUUUGAGUCUUUACUUCGUUAUAUGUCUGUCCGUCUGUCUU